CCGUAGGUCAAAAAGAAAACUAAAAUAUACAAAAUGGCAGCUGCAGAGGAUCCAAACAUGACUCAACAAGGUCCAGCCUUUGAUUCGAAUGCAAUGACUUUAACGCGUUUCGUUCUUCAAGAACAACGCAAAUUCAAAAAUGCAACUGGUGAUCUCUCCCAACUCCUGAAUUGCAUACAAACGGCCAUUAAGGCUAUCGCAUCCGCAGUACGAAAGGCAGGAAUUGCCAAAUUACACGGCAUUGCAGGCGAUACCAAUGUACAAGGUGAAGAAGUUAAAAAACUCGAUGUACUUUCUAAUGAGCUGUUUAUAAAUAUGUUAAAAUCUUCCUAUACUACGUGUUUAUUGGUUUCUGAGGAGAAUACUGACUGCAUUGAAGUAGAAACGGAACGUCAGGGUAAAUAUGUCGUUUGCUUCGACCCAUUGGAUGGUUCUUCAAACAUCGACUGCUUAGUAUCUAUUGGUUCCAUUUUUGCUAUAUAUCGUAAAAAAACCGAAGGUGUGCCCACAGUAGAUGAUGCAUUACAACCCGGUAAUCAAAUUGUUGCUGCUGGUUAUGCGCUUUACGGUUCAGCAACAGCAAUAGUUUUGGGCUUAGGUUUCGGCUCUGGUGUUAAUGGUUUUACUUAUGAUCCGGCGAUUGGUGAAUUUAUACUCACAGAUCCAAAUAUGCGUGUACCAGAAAAAGGUAAAAUCUAUGCCAUAAAUGAAGGCUACGCUGCAGAUUGGGAAGCAGGCGUUUAUAAUUAUGUUGCCGCUAAAAAAGAUCCCACAAAGGGUAAACCGUACGGUGCACGUUACGUUGGCUCAAUGGUAGCUGAUGUACAUCGGACCAUUAAGUAUGGAGGCAUUUUUAUUUAUCCAGCUACAAAAUCUGCACCAAAUGGCAAAUUACGAUUACUCUAUGAAUGCAAUCCCAUGGCAUAUCUAAUUGAAGAAGCUGGCGGACUAGCCAGUAAUGGUAAAAUUGGCAUAUUAGAUAUUGUACCACAAAAGAUACACGAACGAUCACCGAUAUUUUUGGGUUCCAAAAAGGACGUGGAAGAAGCUCUAAGCUAUCUACAAUAGUUUCGAUUGUCAAAACAAUUCUAUAUGUGCCUUAUACAAAUUACUCUCCACUACUAUAUGUUCAAGUUAUAGACUGUAUCAUUUUUUUAAGCUCUAAAAUAUAGUUUUUUUUAAUAAUUGACAAAACGAAAUUGUUAUAAAAAUAAAAAUAAUUA
Messenger RNA from Teleopsis dalmanni, 1223 nucleotides. RefSeq names its product fructose-1,6-bisphosphatase 1 (gene fbp). Gene Ontology annotation, biological process: fructose 1,6-bisphosphate metabolic process; sucrose biosynthetic process; fructose 6-phosphate metabolic process. Gene Ontology annotation, cellular component: cytosol; cytoplasm. NCBI's taxonomy places the organism in Eukaryota, Metazoa, Arthropoda, Insecta, Diptera, Diopsidae. Gene Ontology annotation, molecular function: fructose 1,6-bisphosphate 1-phosphatase activity. The record is from RefSeq and is a predicted model, not a curated record. Bases 34 to 1068 code for a protein of 344 amino acids. The transcript has 3 exons.